Molecule: messenger RNA, 2882 nt
Organism: Branchiostoma belcheri (Belcher's lancelet)
Lineage: Eukaryota; Metazoa; Chordata; Leptocardii; Amphioxiformes; Branchiostomatidae
Product: protein NipSnap homolog 1-like
Exons: 11
Coding region: 10-930 (306 amino acids)
Cellular component (GO): mitochondrion
Source: RefSeq, a predicted model, not a curated record
AUUUUCAAGAUGGCGGCGACCAUGGGAAGGUUGACGAGUGUCUUGCGUCAGCAGGCAAAUUCCACAGUUUGCAGGCCCCUGUUCACAUCUACAGCCGUACACGAUGAGAAGGCAGAGGGUGGCAAGAGCUGGUUCACUAAACUGUUCCCAGAGAAGAUCCAGGCACCCACGGACGCACACUCCCGUCUGCUCACUGCCAAGGACCUGGUCUACGAGAUGCAAAUCCAUGAUGUCAAGCCAGAGUAUUUUGAACAAUAUAAGGAAAUGACAGAGGAGUAUUACCCCAGGAUACACCAGUCCUCAGAGUUCCCAGGAGAGGUCAAGGGGUCAUGGUACACUGCCUUUGGAUACCAGGAUCAAGCAGUGCAUCUGUGGAUAUACAGAGAUGGUUAUGAUGGGGUCACCAGAAGUGAAGAGGCCUUACUGGGUGACAAGGAGAUGCGACAAUUUAUAGAGAAGCGUCAGAACAUGCUGCGGGCUCGCAGUAACCAGCUGUUGUUAGAGUUCAGCUUCUGGGGCGAGCCACAGCCACGGGAAGGCUUCAACGUGUACGAGAUGAGAAGUUAUCAACUCAAGCCAGGGACGAUGAUUGAGUGGGGAAAUAACUGGGCCAAGGCCAUCCCCAUAAGAAGGGGUUAUACAGAAAGGGAGGUCAAUGACCUGAGGAGGAAACAUGGAGCUGAUUGGGCCCGCGGUAUCCAGCAUCGUCAGGAGAACAGCGAGGCAGUCGGCGGGUUCUUCUCCCAGAUCGGCCCUCUGUACUGUGUGCACCAUCUCUGGGCGUACAAAGAUUUACAAGCACGUAAGGCAACCCGUGAGUCUGCUUGGAGGAAGCCAGGCUGGGAUCAGUGUGUUUCAUAUACAGUGCCGCUGAUUCGCAAGAUGGAGUCCCGUGUGAUGCACCCUGCUCCGUUCUCCCCUCUGCAGUAGUGGAAUAACCCAUGAGGAGGAAAAGCUUCUUAACCAAUCAGAAACUCAGAAUUACCCCCCUCACACACACACACACACACAUUGUCAUAAACAUGUGCAUGUAUUUUGGAUCAGUCCAUUGUGUACCUAGGAGUUGAGCUGUGUGAAAAGGUUGAAAUGCUGCAUGUCCUCUCUUGAAAACUUUAUUGACAAAUGGCAUCCAGCAAGGUACCAUUAUGGUGUAUAGUUGAAAUUGAAACGUAUGUGCUAGGCAAGUGCCAUGUGAUACGAUAGAUAAAUCUUUCAAUGUUAAAAUCUCCCUUCCCCACUACAAAUGUCUUACUGUUACUCGAGUUUGGAUACCACCCAUAUGAGAUAAUGAGUUCUUAGAGUGCCUUUAAUAUUCUUUAAUGCAGGUAUCAGUUGUCUUGGGGAAAUGCAAUAGAUAAGUUUGCGUAAGCUGUCACAAGCUUCCAAUUAAUCAUUUUGACUGCAUAUGUGGAUGAUGCUUCUUUUCUUAUGCUGAUAAAAGGAAGUUUACAUAUAUUUUGCAGCUGACUUGUUUAUUCAGUUUGAGAUACAAUCUCUAGUUUCAUCUCAUGGCUUUUUUGGUGAUGAUGCCUCAAGGACAGAGCAUUUGAAUUUAAGUUGAUAUAUUUCAAGUUUAGAUGUGUAUUUAGAUACACAAAGUGUUUGCAAUGCAAGCUACAUGUUUUCUUUGGCAAUGUCUGAAGAAUGUUGUCACUGUGCGCAAUUCAGUGUUAAUCAUAAGGGGUACACAUUGAGAAGAAGGUGGGGGGUGGGCAGGUGUUAGGUCAUAGUCAGGUGUGCAAAAACAUGGAUAUAAGGGUGGGUUGUGGCUUGGGGUUAGCAUUACAAACACUAAGAUUAGUGGUAAGAAGAAACCUGUAUGAAAAAUCAAGUUGCGUAGUUUUGUGGGAAUCCAGAAUGCUUGUACAUUAGUAUAACAGACUUUCUUCCUUUGAUGACACAAGGCAGUGCUGUUUCAAUAAUAAAGUUACCAUAACAGUUAGGAUUAACUACAACUUAAAGCAAUCCAGGCUGCUUUUUUGUUUUAGUUGCUGGGUGGUAACACCUAGAACUUGAUUUGCAAAGCUCACUUUUGCUAGUUUUCUCCUUUGCUAGGGUAAGUCCUUUCUUACUGACUUCUCCCUUGUGGUGCAUGACGAAGCUCAAACUUUCAAAGCACAGAAAUGAUAAACACCAUUUUGACACUCAGGUCAGCAUUUACAUCAUCAUCAAGGGACAUCCGUCUUAAGAAAAACUAUCAGAAGUUGAAUUCACAACAAUUUUGAUGAAAAUUAUUACAACUACAUGUAGUUUCUUAGAGCUACAAAUGUGAGGGAUAUAAAGUGUGAAGCUACCAGUAUGGCCAAAGUGUCAGAGAAAGCGUAAUGAUAGGAUUGUCGAGGCAGCUUGAUAAGGAGAGGUAGAGGUUAUAUAUCAUGUUCAUAUGAUAGUAAUUUUGAACCGUAGAGUUUUGUAGCAGAUUAAGUCAGUUUGAAGACUAAAGAUAUUUUCUCAAUAGGACUGUUAGGUUAUUGCAAAUUGGCACAUUGAAUAAUACAUUAUUUCUCCGACGUCAUCCAGGCACAGACGCGUCUUACUUGGCGGGAGAUGAAAUACGAAACAUGGAACUACAUGUGUAUAUUGGUGCUAGGGUUAAGUAUUAUAUGUUCUGGUUGGAGCCAAUUUCGUGCUAACCAACUAGCCAAAACAUUUAAAAAGAAUGACAUGAAAGUCACCUAAAAUGUCGACGUGGACAGUACUGGUAACAUCACGUGUUCUUCAUUCAAGGAGGGAUGGUUUUGUAGGUGUGUGUGUCGGUGUAAAUAAAUAUCACAACGUAGUUUUGUCAAGUUCUGUAAUUUUUAUUGUUGUACACGUACUUUUUGGGGGGAUUGAGGUAGCUCUGGUUAUGAGUAAACAUAUUAAAGUGUUAUGUCUUUGUA